UUGUUUACUUGAAGUGAACAUGGCGACGAAAACACCUGUUAAAUUUGACAAGAAUGGUUUAGUUUGAAUCCAUCAUCGUAAAUUGUUGUCUGCCACUAUGGAGUUUGAUUUUAACGUGAAUCCCCUUCUUGCAGACAUAAUCACCAAAUUAGAUAACCGAUUGAUGCCAAGUCGAAAUGGACAGGGCAGAAAUGGAGCAUUACAGUUGCGACAACAGUUAUAUGAAGUUCUGGAUAAAAUGGGUGAAGCCUCUGCUAGAGCUCAAGGUUUGCGUGGUGCCAUUACAAGUGGAAGAAAAAUGGAAUUAUCAGAUCAUAAACUUUACAUAAUGAAAGAUCCAGAAGGCUCCAGUGGUAGAGGGGCUGUCAUAGGGUUUUUAAAGACAGGAAAGAAGAAAUUAUUUGUUUAUGAUUAUAAUGGACAUCACCAUGAGAUGGAGCCACUGUGUGUUCUAGAUUUCUACGUUCAUGAAUCUCGACAACGGAUGGGUUGUGGAAAGAGAUUAUUUGAGUAUAUGUUAAAGUGUGAGAAUGUGGUACCUUGUCAUCUGGCUAUAGAUCGACCCUCCAUUAAAUUUUCAUCAUUUUUACGCAAACAUUAUAAUCUUAAAAAACAGAUACCUCAGACCAAUAAUUUUGUAGUUUACGAUGGUUUCUUAGAUCAACCAGAUGCUGGUAGAAGAAGAAAUGGUAAUAGAGCAUAUACAAGUUAUCCAUUCAAUGGUUAUGAAGAAAAUAGUUGCUAUGGUUACAGAAACAGAGGAGGCAACCCUGAUGGACCCCUGAAUGGAUAUAAUGUAAAUCGUCCCCCGUCUGGUUCAAACAGACAAAACUAUAACAGACCGCCCUCCGGCAAAAAUUCUUACAAUAGAGCGAAAAAUCAAGUUCACCCAGAAAAUCAAAAUAUUGAAUCAAACUCUUACGAUCGUCCUCCAUCACAUACACGACCUCCAUCAGGUCGAAAUAGGUCAGUUGUUCAACCCGAAGGUCAAGGUCAGGUCAGGAGUCGACCUUCAUCUGGUAACCAAGGUUACAGACCCUCAUCAGGAAAUAAAAUAACUCUAGAUGCUUUAAAACAGUUGAAUUUAGGACCUAGAUCUAAAACAUCUUUACCCAAUACUCCACCACAACAACAGCAACAUUUAAUGAUAGAUAUGAAUAAUUUACGAAACAAUGAUUCUGGAGUAGCUGGUAUUAAUAUGGUAUAUAGACGACAACCCCCAUCACCUCAACCCCUUCACAGACCCAACUCGCAAAAUACCAGACCCUCAUAUCAAACACCAACCAGACCAGACAGUCAGGAACGACCACCGCCAUAUAGAGUAAAUAAUCCGUCCCAGGUCAGUCCUCAACAGAUAAAUCUACACCAGGAAUAUCUUGGACAUGGUGGACAUCUCAAAGUUAAUCCUGUUACUGGUGAAAAGAUAACCUCAAGUUUACCAAAGAUAAAUGGGUGUGAUAAUAAAACUGUUGCCGUUAGUAACCCCCCUCCAUUAAUAUCAUGGCAGACGACACAACAGACAGCACAUCAAGAUAUCUCCUGGACUGUUGGAAAUAUUCAACACAAUCGUGGAAGACAUUAUCAGUCUCGAUUAUGGUGAACGAUAGAAUGAUAAAUACAUUUUACUUUUUAAUUAGUGAGAAAUCAUGUUGAAUAUGUUUAUUUAUUGUGUUGAUAUAACACCAGUGUAUUCACUAGAUGAAAACACCGGUAUUACAGUGCUGAUAUAACACAGGUGUUUUCACUGGACAAUAACACCAGCACUAUGUUGAAUGGAUCCAGUUAACAGAAAGGAAAAUUUGAAUGAAAUUUGAGAAAAGAAAUGAAGAUUUCUGAUUUUUAAGUGACCUGACCAAUAUGUUAGUUUUAUCACAUUUUCCAGACAUACCUAGACUAAAGAUCUUAUAUCAUGCACGCACAUGUGAUGGCCUGUUAAUGCAUACAUAUUUUACAACAAUUUAAAGUGUAACGACUUGUAACAGAUAUUUAAAUUAUGGUAGUUUAAUUCCAGCCACCUGUUAUCCAACAGACAUGUUCGCAAUUUGCUCUAGAUGUGCUUCAUUGGCAAUGUCCUCAGCACCAGAUAUACCUAUUGGCCUGGUAAGCUGAAGUCUGGCAGUGAAAUCUAGGCGCCUCCAGCCAAGGUGUUUGCUAUUUUUGACACUCUCAUAAGCCUUAUUUACAGGCACUCUAGUCUUAAACAACUGCCAUCAUAUCAUCCUUGGGUUACCUCAGUUGUUUAAAACACACUUUCAUCUUCCUCUAAAUCUCUAUUCUUCAGCACCUAGAAAUGGACAUGGAUGGGUCGCAAUGCAUAUAAUAAUGUAAUAUGAAUGUAUAUAAACUGAUUUACAUGCUAUCGUUUCUGUUUUUCUAUCAUUUCUAAUCAGUUAUGUUCCAAAUUGAAUGGCAGUCUUUGGUGUCUGGUUAUUCCAGUCUGCCCCGGUAGUAUUCUCCUGUGGGAUAACCUUUGGCCAUGUUCAUCUUGUUCAUCGAGUUGCUAAAUACAAAUUGAGUUACAGACUUGACUCCUUUAAAUGUCCAAAGUAUUGUUUUGAGGAGACAAAACCCCAUUCUAUUCCAUUCAUUAAAACUGAUUGUUGUACACUUUUAUCAACUGUGAUAUCUCUGUCAUGUACUAUGUUUAUUUAUUAUGUAAAAUCACCAUAAUUAUAUUGUUAAUAUCAAUUUAUAGAAAUAUUAUUUAGGAUAUAAAAUAAAAGAUUUAAAAACUG
This is a messenger RNA of Patella vulgata (common limpet), 2735 nucleotides long. Its product is annotated as alpha-tubulin N-acetyltransferase. Lineage: Eukaryota; Metazoa; Mollusca; Gastropoda; Patellidae. The record is from RefSeq and is a predicted model, not a curated record. The transcript is spliced from 11 exons. Gene Ontology annotation, biological process: alpha-tubulin acetylation. Gene Ontology annotation, cellular component: microtubule. Gene Ontology annotation, molecular function: tubulin N-acetyltransferase activity. Bases 98 to 1600 code for a protein of 500 amino acids.